GAGACAGCAACUCCGCCUGUGGAGCAUCCCAGGCUAUCCAGAUAUCUUUGCUUGGAAGACCCACCGAAUCUUCCGGAAUCAGUGAUCGAAGUGUGGUUCAAACCCUAUGGCUCUUUGCUAGAGAUGAGACGCGUGGAGACGGAGAAAUCCAUGGCAUACGUGGUGCAGCUUGGCCGAAGCGUUCAUCGAAACGCUGGGCAGUUGUCCAGUGAAGACGAAGCGAUGAGAGCCCACGAGGCGUUGAAUGGCAAAGCCAUCAUGGGCAAGUCCCUGAGCGUCCGCUAUUGGCACGAGAGCGGUGCCACGGCCGAGGCAUUGAUGGUCCUGGAUUCAGCUGAAAUCGAUCGUAACGAUCGCUGUCCUGGCCCCGGCAUGGGGAUCGAUGAUCAGCAGCUGGUGGAUGCCUGCAAGGUGGUGCUGGAAGCGACAGCUUGCGUGGUGGCCUUAGCUCAAAGAAAGCAAAACCUCGAGGCUCAAACAGCGGCUCCAGCGCCCAAAGGUGGUGAUGUGGAGUCCUGGGAAGAUCUGGAGGAGGACACCCAAGACAUGUCUUUCUCGGACGUGCCGAGCGACGCGCUGUGCAUCAGUGGAGUUCCACCGGGAAUUCAGGAGAUGGUGAUGCAGUUCUGGUUCAGACCCUACGGCCAAGUCCUUGAACUCCGGCCCAUCUCCAGUUCAGAGCUGGGCUGCCGGGUGCCAGCCUACCUGGUGAAGCUUUCGAGUAUCCAGGAAGCCACGGCAGCACGAGCCGCCUUGGACGGGAAACCCGUGAUGAAGGGCUCACCACUGGUGGUGCGCUACUGGCACGGCUGA
Messenger RNA from Cladocopium goreaui, 813 nucleotides. Lineage: Eukaryota; Dinophyceae; Suessiales; Symbiodiniaceae. The record is from the annotation of a GenBank genome assembly.